Thalassophryne amazonica is the source of this 5233-nucleotide messenger RNA. Its product is annotated as FERM domain-containing protein 4B. The transcript is spliced from 11 exons. The record is from RefSeq and is a predicted model, not a curated record. The coding region runs from base 399 to 2243 and encodes 614 amino acids. Lineage: Eukaryota; Metazoa; Chordata; Actinopteri; Batrachoidiformes; Batrachoididae.
ACAGACAGACUGGAAGGCAGUCAGACAGACACCGGGUUAUCCUCGCUUCCGUCAUUUCCUGCUUUAUUUUGAAACUGUGCCCCGUCAGCCGGUGACAUGUGUCACAGCAGGUAACUUGACAGCUGUUCUUAAGGCUCGGUUCGGCUUGUCUGCGCUCAGGCCGAUUAAAAUCCACUUUAAGUGAACCCGUUGAAGGACUUUAUUGACUUUUAAACCUGUAACUCGGUUUCAAUCUGGAUUUUAUACUCGCUGGAGAGACUCCAGAUGACUGAUGGAAGAAAACGGUUCGUUCAGAUGUGCAGCAGGUCAUUUGCUCUGAAGGCUGCUGGCCAACUCCCUCUGCUGGCCAGUGUGGGAGCUGCAGCUAAUCAUCCUGCAGGUGGCGCUCAGGCUCUUGCAUGGCCACAGGCGUAAACUACUGGAGCUCCUAUGAACCGGGUUACCAGGUGAAAGAGUGCGGGUGGGACGGCGAGCACGAGUCCAGCAGCGAGGAGGGAGGAGGUGGAGGAGGGGUCUCAUGGGAAACUCAAGCCAUGGAGGUCAAAGGUCAACUCAUCUCUGUACCUGACCCCCUCAGCUGCCCUGACAGGAAGCAAAGGGUGGAGCAAAUGGCAGAGCUUCAGGAGAGGAGGCGGAGCCUGCAGGUGCUGCUGAGUACACGAUUGGCUGAACUGAGAUGCAUCUGUCUGCAGGAGGCAGAGCUGACAGGUGCAGUGCCAUGUGAUUUUCCUCUGGAGGCGGGGGAAAAACCCCCGUGUGUCCCCCGAAGAGCAGGGACAUCUCACCCCAGAAUGAGGAAGUGUAGAGCAGAGGAGGAAGAAGCUCAUCGAUCCAAACUGAAGAAAACUUUAUUUAGCGGCGCUCUGAGGAAACACAGUGACUCUGAACACAACACACAAACACAUCACGGCAAGAGGACAGUGCACCGAGGCUGCCACACGGAUGAUGCAGUGAAAUCAGAGAGCAGUUCGAUGUCCGACUCAACAGGACACGACAACGAUGACACUGUGUUUCAAUCUCGCCCCCCGCUGGUAGCUGCUGACUCUCCGGUGGAGUUUUAUUACCAGAACAAAAACAGGAACAGGGCGGAGCAUCCACAGACUCUCCAAAAUCAGAAGCUCCUCCCCCUCCCUGCCUCCCAUUCCCCCCCUCACCCCCUCAAGCCGCCUCCUCACUCCCGUGACAGCUCCUCUUCCUCCGCUCCCAGUGAACCAGGUGUCACAGGGGAGAGUGGAGCGAGGAGCAGUGGCUUUCCCAUGGUGCAGCAUGGUGGCAUCGCCCUCGACUGCGUGGCCUCCUCAGAGGAGGAGGGGGGAUCGGUGCAGCAGGGGGCAUUGUGGGUAAAUGGUGUAUCUUCCUACAGAGGAACAAAUGCUGCUGCGCCGUUGCAGAACUCUGAGGCGCCGAUGGACGGAAGGACGAGGAUGAGUAACGGGCACGCAGACGGAGGCGGAAGGGGGGGAGGGGGGCGAGGAGGGAGGGGCGGGUACAGCGACGUCCUGCUGGACUACGUGUGGGGGAAACAACAGAAGAUGCUGCAGCGACAACAGUCGCAGAACAACUCCAAGCAGCCAAUCACGUCACAGCAUGCUCCGCUGUACAACGGAUACUCCUCCCAAAAGCAGCUCGGAGCCCCGCCCACCUACCGCAGUCACCUGGACGACCAGCGCCGUGUCAAAGUGACACGGACCAAAUCCUGCGGUCCAUUCCUUCCCGUUCAGCAGAGCUCCAGCACCCAGAAUCCUCCUCUCUCCGCCAUCCAGCCCGACCCGCACCCUCACCUGCUGCCUCCGGGGCCGCCGCCGCACCUCCCCCCGAUGCAGGACGGACAGCUGGAGGAAGCUACCAGGAACCUCCACAAGGCCCUGGCCCUGGAGGGUUUGAGGGACUGGUACCUGCGGAACACAGUAGGCUCCACCCACCCGGGUCAGGCCAGCGGAAAGGUCAGCACAGGCAAUACUGCGAAAGGCAGUGGAGAGGCCAAAGGUCACGCUGGUGGGGGAGGAGCUCUGCAGCGCCGACGGACGACUCACGGCGCCUUUCAGCAGUCAAACUUUCAGGCGGAGGUGAAGCAUCACCAUGCUCCGCCUCCUUGGAAGCAGACGGCGCUGCCACACUCGGCCACGUUCCAUGGACACCCGCUUCACGGCAGGUCUGUGGACAGCGCCCUCUACCAUGACAUCUUCCCGCCUCAGAAACCGGAUGCGCCUGUGGACCAGCCGUGUCCCGGUACCCUGGUCUGACUCACUCACCGUUCAGGGAACUUUGGCUGGUUGAUGGAUCCGAGGCUGGCUUCCUGGGAUCACUGCCGACUAACGAAAACGGAAAACUGAACCAAGCAUCCUGGGAACCAAAGGCUGGUUAAGAGUUGAUCCUGAUCCAUGUAGGACUUUUAUAUUUGGAUGUCCAGAUGCCUGUUACCACCAGGGAUGCUGCUCAGUAUUAAUAUAACUUUCGGAAUGACGCCACCAUGGUUCAGAUUAUGACCAGCUCACAGUCUUCAGGUUGCACGUAGACCAGCAGACAAGAUUUGCUCAAGGUCAUGCAAGACACAUGAACAUCAAUGUCUCCUCAGCAAAGUCCUACAAACCUCACUUAUUGUUUCCAGUUGAAUCCUCGCCCACCGUGACCACCGUGCCCACCCACUCAGAUAACAGACUCAACACAACUGGCAGAUUUAUUAUGAGAACCAACCUCACCACAUGGUGGCGCUGUUGCAUACAAACGUCUGUUUUUGGAGAACAAAUUAAAUUGAAUGUAGCUUCAAGCAGAUCUUCAGACUUCGGUGGUCCAGUCGGCAGCAGACUCGCCAUCUAGUGCCAGUCUUCAACGCCACCUCAGGUGUGGAUUUUUUUUUCUUGCUUCUUUGUUGCCAACAUCUAAAUGUCUUCUCAUCAGCAUCUGAUUGGUCAGACUUCCCGCUUCCAAACAAACUCUGAGUUAGCAGCUCCGGCGUGGCGGCACCAGGCAGUGUUCACACGAAGAAUUUACAACACAAAUUUAUAGCAUUUGGUGCUUUCGUUUCUUCUUGGUGAUUAAGCAGCAGCAGCAAAAAAAAUAUAUAUAUAUAUAUAAUUUUUUUUGCUGCUACCAUUUUUUUGCUCAGGGUUGAUUUGGCACAAGUUUUACACUGGGCCCUUCCUGACACACCUCCAGAUGUGCAGGGAGAUUGUGGGAAGGCUGAGCUUUGAAACCUGGACAGUGCUACCACAGCACCGCCAAGCUAUCAGUGCUACUAUGUGGUGAUGGCAUGCUAUCAGUGCUACCGCAGUGCUACCAAGCUGUCAGCGACACCAAGGUAUCAGUGCUACCAUGUGGUGAUGACAUGCUAUCAGUGCAGUGCUACCAAGCUAUCAGCACUACCAUGUGAUGACGGCAUGCCAUCAGUGCUACCGCAGUGCUACCAGGCUGUCAGCGCCACCAAGCUAUCAGUGCUACCAUGUGGUGACGCCAUGCCAUCAGUGCUACUGCAGCACUACCAAGCUGUCAGCACUACCAUGUGGUGCCAGCAUGCUAUCAGUGCUACCGCAGUGCUACCAAGCUGUCAGUGCCACCAGGCUAUCAGCACUACCAUGUGGUGAUGGCAUGCUAUCAGUGCAGUGCUACCAAGCUAUCAGCGCUACCAUGUGGUGAUGGCAUGCCAUCAGUGCUACUGCAGUGCUACCAAGCUGUCAGCGCCACCAAGCUAUCAGUGCUACCAUGUGGCGACGGCAUGCAGUGAGUGCUACCACAGCGCCACCAAGCCAUCAGCGCUACCAUGUGGCGAUGGCAUGCCAUAAGUGCUACUGCAGAGUCACCACACUGUGAGCAUUACCGCAGCACUGCCAAGCUGUCAGUGUUAUUGCAGCGCCACCACACUGUCAGUGGUGCUACAGCACCACAUAGCUGUGUUGUGUGCAUAUUUUGUCUUGCAACUGCACAUAAUUUAUGCAUCUUGCACUGAUUACACUGAACUAAUUUUUGGGCCGAUAUUAAUAUUGUUUGUGUGACUGCCCCUGCAGGUUCUGGUUUUUACCAAAGAGUACAGUAAAGAGAGACAGAGGAAAAAAAGAUAUUUGGACGGAUUGGACUGAGACCAUAAACCUGAACAGUCCUGUGUUCAGGUGUUGUGAUUUCUGGACAUGUCCCUCAUGGUGCUCGUGUCCUCUGUGAGGACAGACCUGUUUUGACCUGAGCUCAGACCCGAGACUCGACUCGCCGUGGCUCAGAGGCGCUCGUUGCUAUGAAGUUUGCUGUCGCCUUGAUGACCAGGAUUUGCCCAUAAAACCUGUCCGUGGCACAAAACAGGUUUUAAAUGCAGUACAUUUGGGACAGUUUGGAUUCUUUUGGACAUAUUAUGGGCAAAAAAAGAAAAAAACAUCAAUGCUUUUUAUACGUAUUAAUAAGUUUCAUCAAAUUAAUGUAUAUAAAAAAAACUGGAGACGUUUGUCUGGUGUCAUAAAAGUGUCACUGCCCGCCGUGUGGGCGGAGUCACAUCAGGUGAUAAAGGUUGCCAUGGUUACUCAGAUAUGUAUCAGGCUGUUUCUGCUGGACUGCGGUUCCUGUCCCCAGUUAGAUUUAAGACUUACCGCUGUGAGGAACAAAAACAAACCACUGGUGCAGAAAUCAGGAUUUUGUAUGGACAGAAGACGCUUUCUGCACCACACCAAAACCUUUUUAUUUACAACUUUUCUACUGUUGUUUUUUUAAAUGUAAAUUUUCUAAGAUGUCUUUGUCAUUAAUUGUUCUUUGUGCUUGGACAAUCAGGGCAAAUGUUUGAAAUGCAAAUUUAGCGCUUUUUAAAACGCUAAAGCGGUUCGACGAUGGCGGUGUUGUUGCACUCUGGUAAAUGAUAAUCAGAGCACAGCGGUUAAAACGUGCUCACCGAUCACCAGCUCAGUCCGACCGACCAGCAGGAGUGAAACACUGAAUGAUUCUUCUCCACUUUUCUUAAAAGUUAAAGUGGUUCCAUCAGGUGGAACUUUGAGCCAAACCAACCCUCAGGUCUGAAUCCCAGGAAAAAAAAAAAACAAAACCUGCUGCACUCUGCUUUCGGGGUCGUUGGACUUAAAAUUUGUUGUCUCAGCCGCCAAAAACACUAGUUUGUUCUUUACCAAACUAACAAGUUAACAUGUUACAACAAAAAGAGGCUUUUCAUCCCUUUUUACAUUUUUUCCCCUCCUAUCGAGGAAGCAUCGCCCUCCUUCAUUUGGCAACUUUGAAAACCAACAAAUCUUUUGCUUUCCUUCUUUCC